AUGAAGAUUCACUUGGCUCUCUUGAUAUUUAUCACACGCGUUGCCCUUGGGUCUCAGCCCAAAGAGCGCCCGGCGACAUUCUGUGGAGAUCCUGCUCAAGGCGACUAUACCCUUGUUCAAGACCCAUUCUUCGGCGAUCAAGAUUUCUGCCAGCCUGGCAUUAUCCUCGAGACCGUUUACGGCGACGCUUCUCUACGCUGGUUCAUGAUAUACCAGAAUGGCAUCGACUUUAAGCCUCGAGCUCACAAUCUGGGCACUUGGACAGAGAUCAACUGGGACAACUACCCACGAGCGUAUGGGGGAGUUUCUGUCAUUGAAGGCAACGACGGAGCUGUCCUCUUCCAGUCCGAAGACACGGGGGCCCCGGUCACGGGUUUCCCAAAUAAUCUCAUCCCCAUCGCGCCGGAAGAGUGCAGAACGAUCAAAGACAGCCAGAGUCCAGCGCUGAAGCCGACUGACAAGGAUGGAUACGACCAACAGACCAGGGAGUUUACUAUGGGGAUCCUCGACGACGAGAGGGUGUCGAUCCACAAGAACUACACCGCAACGGUUAUGUCCCACAGCGGGAGGUUCAAGGUGACAUUUCUCUACGGUUAUCAUUGA
Molecule: messenger RNA, 603 nt
Organism: Fusarium keratoplasticum
Lineage: Eukaryota; Fungi; Ascomycota; Sordariomycetes; Hypocreales; Nectriaceae
Exons: 4
Coding region: 1-603 (200 amino acids)
Source: RefSeq, a predicted model, not a curated record